GCAAUUGAGGUCUGAAAUUCGGAGCUAUCCCUUCAGUUCUCUGAUUGUUGCUGGGAUUUCACCAAAAAACUUGUUGUUAAUCUAAUCAAUUGACACUAAAGUGGAAGCCUCUGACAUUUCCAACAGCAAAUCGCCUAACAAUUUGUUACCCAGUGCCUUUACUCUUCCAAUAUAAGAGGAGGAACCCUUUUAGACUGCAGUGAGCUCCUUGUCAACGAUGAGAGGGAAGACUGAAAGAUGGCGAAGAAGAUAAGAAGAGAUGUGAAAUUAGUUUUUUACCCUCAAAUUUAACAGCUUAUGGAUGACAUUUUAACGGAGGACCAAAUUGGUUGAGUUCUUGGGAGAUGGGUUGGAAGUACCAAGCUGGUUUAGUUGUGAUUGCCAUUUUUGUGUUCAUAUGGGUUGCUUCUGCUGAGACUACUCAGAAAAUCUUUUUAGAGUAUAAACAGCCUUUUGCAAUAACAUAUCUUGGGAUCUCUCUUAUGGUGAUCUACUUGCCCAUAGCACUUUGUAAGGAUUGGAUUAGCAGAUUAUUGGGCAUGAAAUCAUUCAGAAAACUUCACAGUGAUAAUAAUCCUCUCUUGGACUCAUCAAUCCUACAUAUUCCCCUUAGAAUGAAUGAAAUUGAACAGCACUUUGAAGAGAACUUGAGAAGUUACUGUGAGAAAGACACAAAUUUAGAAGAAGGAAAUCCAGUGAUGUGUAAAAUCCAAGAUAAUAAGUGCCAAGGACUUAGCAAACUGGAAGUUAUUAGGUGCAGUUUAUAUCUUGCUCCCAUAUGGUUUAUAACCGAGUAUUUGUCGAACUCUGCCCUGGCUAAUACAAGUGUUGCAAGUACCACCGUUUUGACUUCUACAUCGGCGCUCUUCACGCUCUUCUUUGGAGUACUGCUCGGGCAGGACUCAAUAAAUACUGCAAAAUUUAUUGCUGUUGCGUUAAGUAUGACUGGUGUUGCAAUGACCACUGUUGGGAAAACGUGGGCGUCUGAUGAAAUUCUGAGCGUAUCUGAGGAAAGAAGGCAUUGUAUUAUUGGGGAUGCUUAUGGUCUUCUCUCAGCAGCAUCUUAUGGGCUAUUCACAGUGUUGCUCAAGAAAGCCGCGGGAUCAGAGGGAGAAAAGGUAGAUGUGCAGAGGAUUUUUGGAUAUAUUGGACUUUUUACUCUCCUUGGCAUUUGGUGGCUUGUAUGGCCAUUAUAUGUUCUCGGGAUAGAACCUAAUAAGUUCAGUUUCCCAAAUAGUGCUUCUGUUGCCCAAGUCCUGCUACUGAAUGGCUUUGUUGGAAGCGUUAUUGCAGACUAUUUAUGGGCACUGUCUGUAAUUUGGACAACUCCGCUAGUAGCAACUCUAGGCAUAUCCUUGACCAUACCUUUGGCUAUGUUAGCAGACAUGGUAGUCCACGGGCGCCACUAUUCUCCAGUCUACAUUCUAGGAUGCAUUCAGGUUUUUGCCGGAUUUGUUAUGGCUAACCUUCAUACCAAGCCUUCCACUGAAGGUUAAUAUUCGAGCUGGAAAAAAUCGAUUGAACCUCUUGUGUGUAUGUGUGUGUACUGGAGGAUCUAAAAAUGACUGAUAAAAUUUAUUGUGAGUUUUUGUAUUUGGAACAAAUGGAAGAAACUAGUGUCAACCUGGUCAUUAUUAUUUCCACCAUAUUUUGGCUUAUCAUUCUUGGAUUCUUCUGGUGCUAACUUUUGCAAAUUGCAAAACUAUGUUAUUAUUGAUAAUGGAUCUCUAGCGUUACAUUA
This is a messenger RNA of Ipomoea triloba (trilobed morning glory), 1741 nucleotides long. RefSeq names its product thiamine-repressible mitochondrial transport protein THI74-like. Lineage: Eukaryota; Viridiplantae; Streptophyta; Magnoliopsida; Solanales; Convolvulaceae. The record is from RefSeq and is a predicted model, not a curated record. Gene Ontology annotation, biological process: regulation of peptide transport. Gene Ontology annotation, cellular component: membrane. Bases 345 to 1496 code for a protein of 383 amino acids. The transcript has 11 exons.